CCUCUGGGCCGGGUGUAGACCGUGGGCCGUAGUUUGCCCACCUCUGUGCUAAACCAUCCCCACCCCGCCAGCUUUCAAAGGGGGAGAAGCCAUGUAUUGUCCUGUCUGUGUUGUUUCUCAUUCGCACACAGAAUCCCCGGUCACCUCCCUCCUUGGGACUAGGUCCAGCCAUGGGGAGUGCUUGGGGCUCUGCCGGUUUAGAAAUAGGCAGGGGUUUAACAUUAGAGCUGGGUGUGCGUCAGCAAGGCCCCCAGAGCGCACAGAUCCUGGGAACUCCUAGUGAGGGCGUUGCAAUUCUCCCCAGAUGUCUGCCUCUCCCAAGGGGGCUCUGUGACCAUGUUUCCAUCCUCUUGGAUUGCACGAUCGCCCAGCACAGCCACAGGUUCGGCUCACAGAAUGCCCUCAAUCCUCCAUGCACCCUGAUCUGGUCUGAUUUCAUCCCCUGCACAGGAUUUCCCCUUCCCAAACCUGAACUGAUCGCCCAGCUGGAACGAGGGGAAGAGCCGUGGGUGCCUGAUCUCCAGGCCUGCAAGGAAACAGAGAUCCCAAGAGGCGCCCGCACAGCAGGUGCUGAGCGAGGGAGUGAGAACGAGGAGGGGAAUCAUCAUGAGGAAGUGGAACCACAGGGGACCUUUGUGGGAAGAGCUGAAGGGAAUUUUUCCCAGUGCUUGGAAGAGGGAGAAGCCUGGGGAAAUUGGCACAGGUCAGAAAGGCUGAUGGGAAACCGCCCGAGGAAGAAAGUGGAUGAAUCUGUUAUCUAUAGGGGAGGAAACAAGGAUCCCACAGCCCAGCAGACAAAUCCCAAGGAAGAAAAACCCUACCACUGCCUCCAGUGUGGGAAAGGAUUCAUUCUGAGAUCACAGCUGGUUACACAUCAAACAAUCCAUAACAGCUCAGACUUUAAUACCCAUGGGAGAAUCGAUACAGGAGAGAGACGCUAUCAAUGCCUUGAGUGUGGGAAAUGUUUUAAUUGGAUGUCAGCACUUAUUACACAUCAGGCAACCCACAUGGGAGAGAGACCCCAUAAGUGCUUGGAGUGUGGGAAAAGCUUCAGUAACAGCUCAAAUCUUACUAAACAUCGGAGAAUCCACAUGGGAGACAGACCCUAUAAAUGCCUCGAGUGUGGGAACUGUUUCAGUCAGAAGACCACCCUCAUUAUGCAUCAGAAAACCCACACAGGAGAGAAACCCCAUAAGUGCUUGGACUGUGGGAAAAGUUUCACACAGAGAUCAGCCCUGAGUACACAUCAGACAAUCCACACAGGAGAGAGACCCUAUAAGUGCCUCGACUGUGGGAAAAGUUUCAUUCAGCGCUCACACCUUCUUCGACAUCUGAGAAUUCAUACUGGGAAUAAACCUCAUAAAUGCCUCCACUGUGGGAAAAGUUUCAUUCAGAGAACAAACCUUAUUUCCCAUCAGACAAUCCACACAGGAGAGAAGCCCUAUAAAUGCUUGGAAUGUGGGAAAAGCUUCAAGAACAGCUCUUACCUCACUAAACAUCGGACAAUCCACACGGGAGACAGUCCCUAUAAAUGCCUGCUCUGUGGGAAAAGUUUUGUUCUCAGUUCCGACCUGAUUGUGCAUCAGAGAAUUCACACAGGAGAGAAGCCCUACGUAUGCUUGGACUGUGGGAAAAGCUUCAAGAACAACUCCUACCUUACUAAACAUCGGAGAAUGCACACAGGAGAGAGACCUUAUAAAUGUCUCGAUUGUGGGAAGUGUUUCAGUCAGAAAUCAUCCCUUAGUACCCAUCAGACAAUCCACACUGGAGAGAGACCCAAUAAAUGCUUGGACUGUGGGAAAAGUUUCACCCAGCGAUCAGCCCUUGUUAUACAUCAGAGAAUCCACACAGGAGAGAGACCCCAUAACUGCUUGGACUGUGGGAAAAGUUUCACGCACAGAUCAGCUCUCCUUAGACAUCAGGCCAUCCACACAGGCGAGAGACCCCAUGAGUGCGUGGAAUGUGGGAAACGUUUCAUUCAGAGAUCAACCCUUAUUAGACAUCAGGCAGUCCACACAGGAGAGAGACCCCAUGGGUGCUUGGACUGUGGCAAAUGUUUCACCAACAGAUCAUCCCUUAUUAGGCAUCAGGCAAUCCACACAGGCGAGAGACCCCAUAAGUGCUUGGACUGUGGGAACAGUUUCAUUCAGAGAUCGAACCUUAUUAUACAUCAGAGAAUCCACACGGGCUAUAAACCUCAUAAAUGCCUGGCCUGUGGGAAAAGUUUCAGGAAGAGCUCAUACCUUACUAAACAUCUAAGAACUCACAAAGGCCUGGGAGACCCACGGAACAGCUUGAUUAUGGAAAAAGAUUCAAUCCGAGCUCAGACAUCAGUGAUCCACAAAACUGAGAGACCUUGAACAUGGGGGAAGCUUCAUUUGGUGCUCCCGGAGUAUCGGGCAUCAGCAAAUCCGCACAGGAAAGAAACCGCUGAGAUGUUCUCAGCGUGGAAAAUGCUCCAAGUGGAACUAACACCACAAUGGACAUCAGAGACUCCUCCACACAGCAGGGAAAUUCUCUCAGGGCCCUGACUAG
Molecule: messenger RNA, 2535 nt
Organism: Chrysemys picta bellii (western painted turtle)
Lineage: Eukaryota; Metazoa; Chordata; Testudines; Emydidae
Source: RefSeq, a predicted model, not a curated record